UCGGCGUUGCACUGUGACUGCGGGAACAGUCGUCUGACAUUUGGCAACACUGUCAUCAACAUCGACGUGUCGUGUUCGUCGUCGAAAAGUAAAAGUUUUCUUUCUCUGGGCAAAUUUCGCAUGUUUACUGUUUGCUGCAAGGUCUGAAAUCAAAAACAAAACUACAAAGCUGCCACACACUUACAUACAUAUACACACAGAGAAGACGCCAAGAUGGUUUUAGCAGAUUUGGGUAGAAAAAUAACCACAGCCCUGCACUCGCUUAGCAAGGCAACGGUUAUCAACGAGGAGGCUCUAAAUGCCAUGCUGAAGGAGAUUUGCGCGGCCCUGCUGGAGGCUGAUGUAAACAUCCGAUUGGUGAAGCAACUGAGAGAGAAUGUGCGAGCUGUCAUAGAUUUCGAUGAGAUGGCUGGAGGCUUGAACAAACGUCGCAUGAUCCAAUCAGCUGUGUUUAAGGAGCUGAUCAAAUUGGUGGACCCAGGUGUGAAACCCUAUCAGCCCGUCAAAGGCAAGGCAAAUGUUAUUAUGUUUGUCGGCCUGCAGGGAUCGGGCAAGACAACUACAUGCACAAAGCUAGCCUAUCACUACCAAAAGCGCAACUGGAAAUCAUGUCUGGUAUGCGCUGAUACCUUCCGUGCCGGCGCCUAUGAUCAAAUUAAGCAGAAUGCGACCAAGGCCCGCAUUCCUUUCUAUGGCAGCUACACAGAAAUCGAUCCCGUUGUCAUUGCUCAAGAAGGCGUGGAUAUGUUUAAGCGUGAGGGAUUCGAAAUGAUCAUUGUCGACACAUCGGGUAGGCACAAGCAGGAGGAAUCCCUGUUCGAGGAGAUGUUGGCAGUAGCGAAUGCUGUCAGUCCAGACAAUAUCAUUUUCGUGAUGGAUGCCACAAUUGGACAGGCUUGUGAGGCACAGGCCAAGGCCUUUAAGGAUAAAGUUGAUAUCGGUUCAGUUAUUAUUACCAAGUUGGAUGGUCAUGCUAAGGGCGGUGGUGCCCUGUCUGCUGUGGCCGCUACCCAAUCGCCAAUUAUAUUUAUUGGUACCGGCGAGCAUAUUGAUGAUUUGGAACCCUUCAAGACAAAACCAUUCGUGAGCAAACUCCUUGGCAUGGGCGACAUUGAGGGACUGAUAGAUAAGGUCAAUGAACUGAAACUGGAUGGCAAUGAGGAGCUGCUGGAAAAGAUAAAGCACGGCCACUUCACAAUACGCGACAUGUACGAACAGUUCCAGAACAUAAUGAAAAUGGGUCCCUUCUCGCAGAUCAUGAACAUGAUACCGGGCUUCUCACAGGAUUUUAUGACCAAGGGCUGUGAACAGGAGUCAAUGGCUCGCAUGAAGCGCAUGAUGACCAUGAUGGACAGUAUGUCUGAUAGUGAACUGGAUAACCGGGAUGGCGCUAAGCUCUUCAGCAAGCAGCCCACUCGCUGUGUUCGCGUAGCCCAAGGCUCUGGUGUCAUUGAACGCGAGGUCAAGGAACUUAUUGCCCAUUACACAAAGUUUGCAGCUGUCGUCAAGAAAAUGGGUGGCGUUAAAGGACUCUUCAAACAGGGCGAUAUGACCAAGAAUGUAAAUCCCACACAGAUGGCCAAGCUGAAUCAGCAGAUGGCAAAAAUGAUUGAUCCACGCAUGCUGCAGCAAAUGGGCGGCGUUGGUGGCCUACAGAAUAUGAUGCGACAAUUGCAACAGGGAGCGGCCGGAGGUUUGGGUGGUCUGGGGAAUCUGAUGGGUGGUUUUAGUGGCAAGUGAGCCAAGUAGCAGGUAUCCUGAGUUGGUUCGUAUUUUUUAUGUUUCUUAGUAAUAAUAAAUUUUUUCUGUUUGUGACAUAUUUUUUUCCGGUGAGCGCGUCAAUUUUCCCUCUACCCGAAAAUUUAAGUAAGCAGAGAAUUCCAAAAUCGGUGUAUCAAUAAAAAUAUAUAGUUAACACUGCGAUAGGGCUUUUUUUAUAAUCAUAUAAUAAUGAUGAAUAUAUUAUUGCUUAAACAAUUGAAAUUUUGUGCAUUACCUAUAAGAGGGCGAAAUUGAAAUAAAACGAAAAGAAUUCAAAUGCAUUUUACUAA
This is a messenger RNA of Drosophila willistoni, 2051 nucleotides long. It is a transcript of the gene Srp54k, whose product is annotated as signal recognition particle 54 kDa protein. The transcript has 2 exons. Gene Ontology annotation, biological process: SRP-dependent cotranslational protein targeting to membrane; SRP-dependent cotranslational protein targeting to membrane, translocation. The record is from RefSeq and is a predicted model, not a curated record. Gene Ontology annotation, cellular component: signal recognition particle, endoplasmic reticulum targeting; cytosol. Bases 214 to 1740 code for a protein of 508 amino acids. NCBI's taxonomy places the organism in Eukaryota, Metazoa, Arthropoda, Insecta, Diptera, Drosophilidae. Gene Ontology annotation, molecular function: GTP binding; GTPase activity; 7S RNA binding.